Messenger RNA from Fusarium venenatum, 2055 nucleotides. RefSeq lists its product as uncharacterized. Gene Ontology annotation, biological process: sodium ion transmembrane transport. Gene Ontology annotation, cellular component: plasma membrane. The record is from RefSeq and is a predicted model, not a curated record. Lineage: Eukaryota; Fungi; Ascomycota; Sordariomycetes; Hypocreales; Nectriaceae.
AUGGGAGUCCCUCCAUUUCUCCAAAAGGUUGGAAAAUGGCUUUCUCCUCCGCCUUCGAAAUCUGAAGAUGGACGUGAUCAAUGGGGCUCAAGGGCGUCCUUCUUGCUAGCAGCAAUGGGUGGUUGCGCCGGUAUGGGAAACCUGAUUCGAUACCCUUCCCAAGUCUACAACAAUAAUGGUCUCCAAUGGUUCAUCCCAUAUCUCAUGUGCGUCUUCCUCAUUGCGAUCCCAGCCCUUAUUCUUGAAGUCAGCAUUGGUCAAGCCUAUCGCGGAGGCUCUGUCGUCGCUUUCAACAACAUCAACCACCGUCUCAAAGGUCUGGGCUUCAGUUUGCUGUACAUCGGUUUCAUGGUCACUCCUUAUUUCGUUGUCAAUUUGUCCUGGAUCAUGAUUUACUUCCGGAACUCGUUCCAAAGUCCUCUUCCGUGGGAGGGUCGCGCUGAGGAGUACUACUACCAAGACGUAGUCCAGAAUGUCGAUCCGAUCCCUGGUAACAAGACUUCCAACAGUGUUCAAGAUUACGUGCAGUACCCUGGUACUGCUCUCAUCGGAGAGACUGUUGGGUGGACUGCCUUUGUUUGGUUCCUCGUCUGGGUUUCCAUUUUCCGAGGUAUUGGCCAGACCGGCCGUGUCGUCUACUUUACCAUGGGCUUGCCUGUUAUUCUGACCAUCAUUCUCGUCGGUCGCUCUGUGUCCCUUCCUAACGCUGGUCGGGGUAUCAAGCUAUACUUUGGCGAGUGGAAUGGCGACAAGCUAGCUUCGGGCGAAAUCUGGCAGACUGCAGCAGGUCAGGUUUUCUUCUCGACAGGUGUUGGUUUCGGCUACUUCAGCUCCUACGCAUCUUACAACCAGAAACACUCUAACGCUGUUAUGGACUCUUGCCUUAUCGUUGGCAGCAAUGUUCUCUUCGAAGGAUUCGCUGCUUUCGCCGCCUUUGGUGUCGUUGGGUACUUGGAUAUGAUGCCUGUUCCUGGCGAGAGAAUCGGUUCUUUCACUAUCGGCUUCUUGACGCUCCCCACGGCUAUCACACAACUUCCUGGUUCUUCGUUCUGGGCUUUUGCUCUGUUCUUCACGCUCGUGGUUCUUGGAUACAGUUCGGCUUUCGCCAUGCUCGACGCUGUUGUCACACUAGUCAUGGAUACCAAACCUAGGAUUCGCCGUGAGUGGGUGGUAACAGGCCUUGUCAUCAUUUCGUUCCUCAUUUCUCUGCCUUACUGUACUCAGUUUGGUUAUGCUCUUCUCACUGGUGUUGACCGUUGGAUCAAUGAUGUCGCUCUAGUCUUUGUCGUCUUUUCCGAAUGCGCUUUCUCCACUACCUUUUACCGCUGGAGAGAUGUUGCUGGCCAGGUUGGAAAGCCUGCUUUCUUUAUCUGGAACUUUGGAUACUUCGGCGGUAUGGUUCUUGGUGUCGCUGUUGCCCACGCUGUUCAAGCUGAGGCUGGUGCCGGAGUAGGCUUUGGCAUCUUCAUUAUUUGUUCUAUCGUUUCUUGUAUUAUUGGCAAGACACCUGACGACAUUCCUCCCGCUCUCAGCUUUGGUGCAGAUAGAGGAUUUGUCCGCCGAACUAUUGGUAAGAGCGCUGGUCUCUCAAAGCUUUUCAGCAAUGUCUUUGUCCGGCGCUUCUGGUAUAUGGCCUUCUACUCUGGCCAGCAGCUUCGAAGAGAUCUUAACGUUAUUGUCGCAACUGGAAAGAACUGGAGUAUUCCCGCUUUCUGGCCUAUUGUUCUGCGCUUCCUCUCCGCACCUGUUCUCGCCAUCAUUUACGGUUUCGCUUACCCUGCCUUCCACGAGCUUCGUGAUGAUCCUCUCCAUAUUCUUGGAUUUGGACUUGCUCAUAUAUGCCUGGUCAUCAUUGGACUUGGAGUCCUCGUCCCCCGUUGGUAUAAUGUUAUCAUUCCUCCCGACCGUCGCGAAGAGGGCAAGAUUCCCUACGCACCGAAUGUGCUCUUGGAUGGUGAGGAGCCUAGAAGGGCCGAGUCCAUGGAGACCGGCGAGGGAAUUGGAAUCUCUGAAGGCAGUGAUAGCCAAGAGAAGAAACCACAGGACAGGCUGUAG